Pipistrellus kuhlii (Kuhl's pipistrelle) is the source of this 1008-nucleotide messenger RNA. RefSeq names its product protein PBDC1. The record is from RefSeq and is a predicted model, not a curated record. Bases 115 to 720 code for a protein of 201 amino acids. Lineage: Eukaryota; Metazoa; Chordata; Mammalia; Chiroptera; Vespertilionidae. Gene Ontology annotation, cellular component: cytoplasm. The transcript has 6 exons.
GAGGCGCAGGCGCAGGAAAGCCAUUCUUGCCCCGCCCUCCCUUCCGGCAGACGACGCAAAGAGCUCACGUAAAGUCAUUUCCGGGAAGUGGAUCGGCGCUUUGUUUGCUGCAACAUGGAGGCCACUGGUGAAACUGAAGAGCCGGUUUCCGGGGAACUGGUAUCCGUGGCACAUGCUCUUUCUCUCCCAGCCGAGUCUUACGGCAACGACCCUGAUAUUGAGAUGGCAUGGGCCAUGAGAGCAAUGCAGCAUGCUGAAGUCUACUACAAGUUGAUUUCAUCAGUUGACCCACAGUUCCUGAAACUCACCAAAGUGGAUGACCAAAUCUAUACUGAAUUUCGGAAAAAAUUUGAGAAACUCAGGAUAGAUGUAUUGGAUCCAGAAGAACUUAAAUCAAUAUCAGCUAAAGAGAAGUGGAGGCCAUUUUGUUUGAAGUUUGAUGGGGUUAUAGAAGACUUCAACUAUGGUACUUUGCUGCGACUGGAUUGUUCUCAAGGCUACACUGAGGAAAACACUAUCUUUGCCCCCAGGAUACAAUUUUUUGCCAUUGAAAUUGCUCGGAACAGGGAAGGCCAUAACAAAGUAGUUUACACCAGUGUUCAAGACAAAGAAGAAGAGAAAGGAGCCAACAGAGGAGAAAAAGAGAAAACCGGCGAAGGAGAAGAAAAAGAAAAUGAAGCCAAUGAAGGAAUCAACAAACCUGGUGAAACAUCUAUGUAAGGUAGAAAGGGAAAAACACACUAGAAACUGUGACUCAAGUGAGUCUACAAGUACCAUGAUGUUACUUAUACAGAUCCUGUUGUUAAAUGUAUGUUCUUAUUCAAUUGAAGGAAAUGUAGAAGGACUUUUUUCAAGCCUAAUUAUCAGGAGCUGCUCUGGUUGUUGUGUUUUAUGAAGUGGGUUAAAGACUAUUUGUUGGGUCAUAGUUGACUGUUUCUUGGUAUAUUUUUUCUUGGUUCUUCACUGGUCAAGUAAGAAAUUUUGUAAAUAAAUUUAUUUUGGUUCUUA